Messenger RNA from Coccinella septempunctata (seven-spotted ladybird), 1387 nucleotides. RefSeq lists its product as uncharacterized. The transcript is spliced from 5 exons. The record is from RefSeq and is a predicted model, not a curated record. Gene Ontology annotation, biological process: regulation of transcription by RNA polymerase II. NCBI's taxonomy places the organism in Eukaryota, Metazoa, Arthropoda, Insecta, Coleoptera, Coccinellidae. Gene Ontology annotation, cellular component: nucleus; transcription regulator complex. Gene Ontology annotation, molecular function: DNA binding. Bases 1 to 1308 code for a protein of 435 amino acids.
AUGUCUCCAAUGAAAAUAUUUCGUUGCAAAGAAUAUUUAAAAAGAUGCUAUGAAAAUAAAAAGAAAGAAGUGAAGAAGUUGGUGGCAACACAAAAAAGAAAUUGUAUGGCCACAGGGGGUGGAGGAGCUAUGAAAAUAGAUGAUCCGUGCGCCGAAAUUGUGAUGGAAAUCACCAAUAAAAAAACUUUAAUGGGCAUGGAAUGUGAAUUUGGAGAAGAUAGAGCUGGUCCUUCCAGGGAGUCAGAACUGGAAGAAGGAGAAGUUGUCACAAUACACCCCGAGGAAUUGGAAAAUCAAGAGGAGGAAUCUAUCGACUGGAGCCACCAUACUGCUCAGAAUUUGAGAAUUCCACUUUCCAAAGAACUCUCAGAAACAAAAAGACUCUGUGAAAAAUCUGGAAAGUGGAUUUCCAGAAGACGUCCUGGUGUAGUAAAAGCGGUACAUACAAAAAUGGAUAUCGAAGCUUUAAUAAGUUCUAUUUUCGUGAAGAGUGCUUUGUGGGAUUCAAGAGACGCCCAACAUCGUAACCGAUAUGUUUUGGACAAGUUAUGGGAUGAUGUUGCCAAUGAAAUGAAACUAACAAUUAUGAUCCAGUUGCCAAAUAUCUGCAAAAUAAAAAAAAGUUUGAAUGCUAUCCUUACCAAAUUUUUUAUUCCAGAAAACGUUGUUAGAACAAAAUGGAAGAAUUUAAGGGAUACGUUUCGUAAAGAAUUAAAAAAAAUGCCUGUGAAGCGAUCAGGAGAUGGAGCUUCGUCUUGGAGGUCAUCUUGGCCAUAUUUCGACAACCUAUACUUCUUAAAAGAUCAAUUCACGGCAAGAAAAAGUACAAGUAAUUUGCCCGAUGGCGAAAUCUUCGAUGAGGAUCUUAAUUCUCAAUUAUCGAAUGAAGAAAUUUUAGAUAACGUAGAUCCUCCAUCGAUGGUCGAUAUAUCACAAUCCUGUAUUAAUGAACCCUCCACAAGCACGCCAUCGGUGAGCAAUUUUUCAAGAAAAAGGGAAAGUGAUCAUAAUGAUUGCCACACUCCUCUUGAAGAAAAAAUCAAAUUGUUAAGUAACCAGAAGAAACCACCAGAUGAAGAUGAAUGUUUCUUCGAAAGCCUCCUUCCUCAUAUAAGGACACUCAGUCCGAGAAAAAAAAUGCUAUUGAGGAUGAAUAUACAGAAAGAAGUUUAUGACUGCGUUUAUGGAGGUCAGCAAAGGACACAAUCAACCAGUUCUGUACAAAAUACACCGGAGGAAUAUUCGACAUCUACAUCCAUAGCAUCUUACAUAAAUCAUUUUUCUGAUGAAUCUUUUCAAAAUUUGUAAAAUUCAAAAAAUACUCAGUAGCAUUUACAUUUUUCAUUCUUGUUCAAUUUGGAUCCAUUCCUGAAUAAAAUUAUGAGGA